This is a messenger RNA of Syzygium oleosum, 979 nucleotides long. RefSeq names its product endo-1,3;1,4-beta-D-glucanase-like. NCBI's taxonomy places the organism in Eukaryota, Viridiplantae, Streptophyta, Magnoliopsida, Myrtales, Myrtaceae. Gene Ontology annotation, molecular function: hydrolase activity. The record is from RefSeq and is a predicted model, not a curated record. The transcript is spliced from 7 exons. Bases 219 to 959 code for a protein of 246 amino acids.
UUGGCGUGCCAUCUAGGACCAUAGAAUCACCGUUACAUCGUACUUAUGACAUUGCCUCCUUUCUCCUCCUCCUGCAGAUUCUUGCGGUCCCAAAGCCUGACCUUGCAUUCGCUCUCUUUCUUUCUCUCCCAUCUUCUUGGUGUAUCUCUAGUCUCAUUGCCUCCGUUCUUACCCCAGUAGCACGCAGCGAUCACACAACAGAGGCAAAGUCCCGGAGAAUGUCGGGACCUCAAUGCUGCGAGAACCCUCCAACUCUGAACCCAGCCAGCGGACAAGGCCAUGUUGAGGAGUUGGGUGGGCUCAAAAGCUACGUCUCUGGUUCCUCCGACUCUAACCUCGCCAUCGUCCUCGUCUCUGAUGUGUUCGGAUAUGAAGCUCCGAACUUGAGGAAGCUUGCCGACAAGGUCGCAGCUGCAGGGUUUUAUGCGGUUGUUCCUGAUUUUUUGGGUGGAGAACCUUAUGUACCUGAAAAUGCCGAGAGGCCCGUUACAGAAUGGCUAAAGGAUCAUGGAACUGAUAAGGGAUAUGAAGAUGCAAAGCGAAUAGUUGAAGCUGUGAAAGGUAAAGGUGCAUCUGCAAUUGGGGCUGCUGGCUUUUGUUGGGGAGGUAAGGUUGUGGUUGAGCUGGCGAAGACAGGGGCCAUCGGAGCUGCUGUGUUAUUACAUCCGUCGUUAGUCUCUGUGGAUGACAUCGAGGGUAUGAUCAUCUUUACUUUUGGAGUUAAGGCUCCAAUAGCCAUAUUAGGAGCUGAGAUAGACCAUAGGUCACCACCGGAACUCCUGAAGCAGUUUGAAGAGAUUCUAGCUGCCAAAUCUGAGGUUGAUGCACGAGUGAAGAUUUUUCCGAAAGUUUCCCAUGGGUGGACUGUCAGGUACGAUGUCGCUGAUGAAGAAGCGGUGAAGUGUGCUGAGGAGGCGCAUUCGGAUAUGCUAGAGUGGUUUGCAAAGUUUGUCAAGUGAGGGAAGUUCCUGGCAUCUGU